Molecule: messenger RNA, 624 nt
Organism: Danaus chrysippus (African queen)
Lineage: Eukaryota; Metazoa; Arthropoda; Insecta; Lepidoptera; Nymphalidae
Source: the annotation of a GenBank genome assembly
AUGUAUUAUUCUGGUAAAUUACUGUGGAUCGUUUCAUUAUAUCUUUCCACAUUAUUAUCCCUAACAAAUUGCUAUACGAUUACGGUGGAUGCACACGCCGAAGAAUGCUUUUUCGAAAAUGUUGAGGCUGAUACUAAAAUCGGAUUAACAUUCGAAAUCGCUGAAGGUGGUUUCCUAGAUAUAGACGUAAAGAUCACAGGACCAAAUGGAGAGGUGAUAUACCGCGGGGACCGAGAGACUUCUGGCAUGUACACAUUCUCAGCGACCACUUCAGGCAGAUAUACUUACUGUUUCAGCAACCAAAUGUCUACAAUGACUCCAAAGGUUGUUAUGUUUAACCUGGAGGUAGGCGAUGCACCAAAUAAAAAUACUGGGGAAAAAGAGGAAGAAGCUAACCACAAUAAGUUAGAGGAUAUGAUUAAAGAGCUCAGCACAACCUUGAAGACUGUCAAACAUGAACAGGAAUAUAUGCAGGUUCGUGAUCGCAUCCACAGAGAAAUCAAUGAGAGCACAAACUCCCGUGUGGUCAUGUGGUCUAUUUUCGAGGCUUCAGUGUUACUUGUGAUGACCCUCGGACAAGUCUACUACCUCAAGAGGUUCUUUGAAGUUCAAAGGGUUGUCUAA